UCUUUUAUUUGCAGGGUUUAGGCAACGAGCAGGCGUCAUCUGCCAUUAUUGCAAAUGAUCCCCCCCAGCCUCUAAGCUUACCCCAUUUUGACAAGAGUUCAACCGAGGGACGUGCUGAGGCAGCCACCAAACCUGUACCUGCUGAGCCAAAAGCCCCAGAAGCCAGUCACAAGUCAUCAUCCAGCUCCAAGCCGCCUCUUCUGAUUGGUGCGCCAGAGCUGCCCCUUUCAGCCGGGCCCUUAAGUCGGAUCUACUCGCUCCACCUGCACCGUCGCUUCUUUCCUCUCUUGACACUCCAAAUGCCACCACCAAACACCCGUCCUGUGCCCAUGACCUUGCUGCUGCUUGAGUUCCCUCGAAAAUCUCCCGGCACCCUCUCUGGAUGUCAGACACUUGUAUUGUCUGCUUAGGAGACUUGAGCAGCGGCGAUGGCGAAGUUGCAGCUCCCCUUGCCAGCCCUGCUGCCAAGUCUCCACCCAGUGUCGAUGCCGCUUCCUCGAGGACAACCGAAGCCGAACAUGAGCCAAGUACCACCACAUCGACCAACAAAGACUCGACCGAGUUGAUCGCCCAUUUAAGACCGUGUGGGCAUUACCUGCACAAUGAAUGUCUUACUCCUUGGGUGGAAAGAGCUAACAGUUGCCCGAUCUGUCGUGCCAGUUUCCACCUCGUCGAACUGAUGCGUACAACCAACGGCGAUGUCAUUUCUUCAUACUCUGUCGAAGACCGAACGCAGGUUGCUGACUUGGAUCCUUCCAUGUUUCUCGAGAUCCCAGAAGAGGAGGAUGAAGACCAGCCCUGUCAAGCCUGCGGCGAAGAUGAUAAUGAAGACGUCCUGAUGUACUGCGAUGGCUGUCAGAAAUUGUGGCAUACUUACUGUGUCGAUUUGCAAGAGGUGCCCUACGGCCACUGGUUUUGUGACAACUGCCGAGCACAACGAGAUCUUGACCCGCGUGCAAUUGCCCGGUCGGGGCGAGCGAACCGAAGACGCACGCGAGGCCAACAGCGCAGGCAGCGAGGUCAGGAGUCGAGCUGGAACCAGGUUUGGCAGUCUGUUUGGUCACGCAUCAAUCUUGACCUUGACUUUCCUUAUGAGGAUGAUGAAUCAUCCGCAAGAUAUCUCAGGCGUCACCGUCAACGCACCCAGGCCGACAGGCAGGCCCAUGACGCUUGGUUGCGCCGGAUGCAAGUUGCAGAACUUCACGGGGCUGGCAAUCGCUUUAGGGAGACGGAACCAGCACUUCCCAGCAGCCCCGGGGGGGAAUCGACACCGAGAAACCGACGGGCAAGAGCGUCUCCGCGUCCUCAAGCCGAGACCGCAGACGAACUCCUGGCGUGGCAUGCCUUUGACCAAGCUCGAGCCUCGUCGAAUGAGCCCAGUUCGACACGCAAAAGAAAGCGGAAAUCCCCUACAUCAUCUCCAGCAGAGCCCGAAAACGAGCCAUCAUCCGCGAAUAAGCGCAGACGGCCCAGCGCAUCCAGCCGCACAGUUUCUGAUGGUAAUGCCACUACCAUUACCAACAUUCGGCGACGCCAACCCUCACGCAUCGCCAGUCCCAUUCCGAGACGACAGCCUAAUGCAGAGCCAGCGGGCCCCAGCUUUCUACAAUCCUUGUUACAAGAAGUUGAGGAUGCGGGUUCUAGUACGCAUAGCAUCAAUCUCCACCGUCCUUCUCCUCGUCCUGCAGCGAGUCCACCAGCAGACCAAAAUUCUCCGCGGCCUUCGUCACCAGCUUUGUCUCCUCUUCCCUCGAAUCAUUCUUCGCCUAGGGCAAUGUCGGCCACCCCACCUCCGCUUCCUGGAGGGCUCAGGCCUGGCUCGCCUACUGGCUUGUCUUCGAGCAUACAACCUGUCUUCCCAUCCACUGAAUACUCUCCUCAACGAUCUACCUCGCCGGAGCCGAAACAAGCGGAGACGAAUGGGCCCCGGUUUAAUGGGCCCCGAGUCCCUCCACCUCCUUCGACAUCUACACCGUUGGCACAGCCAAGACCUCGAAGUCGAGUACCGCGCAUUCUCGAAAACGGGCAGGAUUCUACUGUGAAGUCGCGCUCAACUGAGGCUUCGCCUAACCGGGCAACCAUGUCGCUAACUGCAAAAGCCGACGUGCAAAAACUUGUUGCAAGCGCUCUCAAACCACAUUAUAAUGACCAAACCAUUACGAAAGACGAAUAUACGACGAUCAACCGCGACAUUUCCCGGAUGCUGUACGAUAAGAUUGGCGAUUUUGAGGCUCUCGAUGUGGACGAUAAGGCAAGGUGGGAGAAGAUCGCCGGCGAUGAGGUCAACAAGGCUGUGGGCGCGCUCCGAGCUCAAGGUUGAAAAGGAAUACUUAGUCGGUUAUUUAUGAUUGUUCUCUUGCACGAAAGCGAGUUUGAAUUUAGGGUUCAAAGCAACGAGUUUCACGAUGUUAUGACCUAGGGUGGGCGGGCAUUUGGAAAGGGCGACAAACACCACGAUAUUCGGGUUCCAUGGGCCCGUUUGAUGGGCGUGGCGGAUUUGUGUUUUCCAAUAAGUUUGAGCGAUGGCGAUGGUGGUUUCCUGUCGAUGCAUUGUGGAAGAGGAUACACCUUGAAGAGACUACAAGCAUUCGGGGCGGCGGGCAUCAAGGAAGAAGGACUGUACAAAAUACCCAGGUGCAAGAGAGAUUGCGAGUGUGCUAACAUCCAUGACUGCCUGGGAUGUUUCCACGACCAUAGGGAGUUGCAGUGGUCGAGAUCGGAGGUUGGGGGGGAAAGAGAUGUACAAUACAACGACAAGGGGCAUUGGCAUUGAUGCAAGCAUCACGGCUACUCUUCAGGGAGGCAGAUUCCAAAGUGAAGACGGGAAGACCAGGCAUGUUCUGCUCACCUGUGCCCUCUAUUUGACUCAAUAUGCAUAGUGGUCUCAGUCUUUCUUCCUGUCUUUUCCCUCCCUUGACCACUUCCAACUUCUCCCAGGCUACACGCUAUGGCGGUCAGACUGUUGCAAGUCCGAGAGUACAGGCUCCAAUUCGACGCACCAGUAUAUGAUUUCUUCAGAGCAACCGUCCCUA
Molecule: messenger RNA, 3032 nt
Organism: Cladophialophora immunda
Lineage: Eukaryota; Fungi; Ascomycota; Eurotiomycetes; Chaetothyriales; Herpotrichiellaceae
Exons: 2
Coding region: 383-2320 (645 amino acids)
Source: RefSeq, a predicted model, not a curated record